GAUUUUGCAUUUCCGGGGGAGAGAGCUGUAUGUAAACAAUUCUCUCCCCUGUCAGCUCCAGCACACUGCUUUGUAUGGCUCUGCAUAUCAGACCCAUACAAAGCAGUGUGCUUACAGUUGAAAGCGCAGACACAGCUUACUGUGAAACAGCGCAGAGUUAAUCCUUUGAUCACUCCACAUGUUAACUCCUUCCUGCCCAGUGCAGUGUCAGUGCUUUUUAUUAGCACUAAUCACCAGAUUGGUGUCACUGGGGAUGUCAGUGACACCAAGUCAGUUCCCACCAGUGUCAGAAUGCCCACCGCAGUCCCGCUAUAA
Staurois parvus is the source of this 315-nucleotide messenger RNA. The record is from the annotation of a GenBank genome assembly. Lineage: Eukaryota; Metazoa; Chordata; Amphibia; Anura; Ranidae.